AUGCCUUCCCCAUCACCAAGAGGAUAUACAUCGUUUCCAUCGUCGGCGGACCUCUUCUACUUUUGCACAACCUCCUCAACAUCUGAAGAGGACUUGAACAUCCACUAUGCGCCGCCAUCAAAGUCCUCGAUGAAGAUCGGUGUGCUGAUUUUCGGCAAUGAUCAGAUUCAAAUGAUGGAUCUUGCCGUUGUCGACCUUCUGGCAAAGAUUGGACGGAAUGGACUCAGCCGACUGAAUGCGCCGACUGCAGCUCAAGACGAAGCAGUCGAUGAGCUCGAUAUUCGUUAUGUCAACGAGAGCGGAGAGGGAUCGUUCGCAAUCACCUCUGGCGCUCGAAUGCCAGUGACGAAUUCCUUUGGCGAUGCACCGCAGUUCGACAUUCUCAUAAUUCCUGGUUCCUUCUCCGCGAGCGAGCUACCAGUCUCCGCUAUCACAUUGCUUACGACUCAAGUGUCCAGUCCAGAAAUGAUCGCAAUCUUUUGCGUUUCGUCUGGGAUUCUCAGGCUAGCUCAGUCAGGGAUCCUCUACCGGAAGCGAGCAACAGGACCACCCAGUCUGAUCCGAACACUUCGACAAAGAUACCCCGAAACGAUUUGGGAGAAUAUGCCAUGGGCGCGACAUGACCAUCUCUGGAGCAGCACUUCAGCAAUCUCAGCACUUGACAUGGUAGCAGCAUGGAUGCGAGAGUACUUCUGGGACCGCCAAGAGGCUCUACAAUAUUCCCUAACAGCCGCGGGCAUUGCUCCACUUGACCAUGACGAAGAAUGA
This is a messenger RNA of Paraphaeosphaeria sporulosa, 768 nucleotides long. RefSeq lists its product as uncharacterized. The record is from RefSeq and is a predicted model, not a curated record. The transcript has 2 exons. Bases 1 to 768 code for a protein of 255 amino acids. NCBI's taxonomy places the organism in Eukaryota, Fungi, Ascomycota, Dothideomycetes, Pleosporales, Didymosphaeriaceae.